UUCAUUUGUUCAGUGGGCUCUCGGAAAAUGGCGUCGGCAAAGUUUCUCGAGGAAGCCCUGAAUACAGACGUCGACGAAUCGGCCGUAAACGCGCUCGUGGGUUCGCUAGAGAACCAGCUCGGUAGCGCUACGCCCCACGGACAAACGGCAAAUCAAAAUCUACAACAGAACCACGUAAACAGCGGUCAGCUAUCAAACGGCGGGACGACGGCCCCUCAGAAACAUGGGACGAUCGCCAACGGCGAUUCGAUUAUUAGCGAUAAACAAAUGACUAGUGCGUACGUAAAUUCGGCACAAACGACGCCGUACGGGUUGCAUCAGCAAACGGAUCAGAAGCCCCCCGACGGGGUUAAAAUUGUGUACACUCAGGGGGGACAAGUGAUGGGCGGUCAAGGGGCUGUGAUGCAACAACGUGCCCCACAACAGGCUCAAUUGCCUAACGGAAUGUCGCCACAAACGGUUCUGGGCUCUUCCCCUUCAACAAUCACCCAAGUACCAGUCCAAAAACCACCGACGAUACUGCUAAAAGCCGGAACUCCAGGUGGAAACCCGGGACUCGUCACCGUACCUGUAAAUGCCGUUCAGCAAGCCAACAAUGGUACUCAAGGCAUUCAAACGACUAGUAUAGGUGUCUCGUCCCAUCAAUCGAUCCUAUCCAAUCUUCAAGUGGUCAAUGUGCGCCCCCAAGGGGCCCAAAACAAGGGGCAGGCCAGGGUUGUGUUGAGCACUGCUCCGGGGCUUGUAGGGGCUCGACCGGGCACACCCCAACUAACGUUACAGUCGUUUCACGGUUUGCAACCGGGUCAACAGGGGGCGCUGUUGCUGAAAACCGAAAAUGGCCAGUACCAGUUGCUCAGAGUCGGACCACCACCCCAGGCUACUAAUUUGACUGCCACUUCCCAAGCCGGAGGACAACCGAUGACUUUUCGUAUGCAAACAGUACCAACACAAGCAGUUUCAAGUUCAUCAGCCAAUCCAAUCCAAGCAGGUGGUACCACAACAGUCAGUCAAGCUCAGCCUAUAGUGCAAACAACUACACCUGUACAGCGACCAGCCAACGAUAAUACCAAAGAAAAAUGCCGGAAGUUUUUGGCAAAUUUGCUGGAGUUGUCCAGCCGGGAGCCAAAAUCGGUGGAACGGAAUGUACGGACUUUGAUUCAGGAGUUGAUCGAUAACAAAGUGGAACCGGAGGAUUUUUGUGAUAAGUUGGAACGUUUGCUGAAUGCGAGUCCUCAGCCAUGUUUGAUAGGAUUUUUAAAGAAAAGUCUGCCGCUUCUGCGCCAUUCACUAGCCACAAACGAAAUGGUAAUAGACGGUAUCCGACCGCCACCGUCCAACAUCGUAUUCUCAGUCUCCGGAGCCACGCCCACAGUUCAGACUGUGAGAACCGUUCUACCUCAACCGGCGCCUCAACAAGUCCGAAUUGUAGGUCCGGGCGCCGCCGUGGUCCGAGCUCCAGGAGCGCCCGGUGCGGUUUUACAACAGCGACUGGUCGGUCCUAUACGAGCUCCUUCAAUACAGCAACAAACAAGGAUGGUGACCACCAUCCGACAGCCCACCACGAUCUCGCAACAGCAACAGUCGAUAUCUUCCUCGCAGCCUCCGGCGUUGCAUCCUGUUUACGCUGGCGCCGGUCAGCAGCAACAGCAAGUGCAGCAUGUGGUGCAACAGCAACAGCCGAGGCCUACAGCUCCGCGGCCCGUGCAAGCACGGACUGUAGGCCAAAGGCCGCCUCCUCAAAGAGGCAAUGCUUCUGGGGGUAAAAAUUCGGCUGCGGCUGUAGGCAAAGGGGCUAUUGCUGGUGUGGGGUCUAUGAGGCCUUCGGCUAAAGAGAAAGAAAAAAAGAGUUUUUCAGCAGCGUAUACAGGCGACGACGAUAUAAACGACGUAGCAGCGAUGGGUGGUGUAAAUUUGGCUGAAGAAACGCAAAAAAUUUUAGGCUCUACGGAAUACGUGGGCACCCAAAUUAGGUCUUGUAAAGAAGAUAUUAUGUGUUCAUUGGGUCCUUUACAAUUAAAAAUUAGACAAAUUAUGACGAAACACGGACUGGACGAUCCGGGUACUGGUGACGUGGCCGCGUGUAUAUCGCACGCGGCUCAAGAAAGACUAAAAGAUCUCUUAGAAAAAUUAGCGGUAAUCAGCGAACAUAGGUUGGAAUUAGUCAAAGGCGAUUCGAGGUACUCGAUAACGAACGACAUCAAAGGUCAGCUGAAAUUUCUCGAGGAACUCGAUAAGGCGGAAAGGAAAAAGCACGAAGAAUUGGAAAGGGAAAUGUUGCUGAGGGCGGCGAAAAGUCGUUCAAAAACUGAAGAUCCUGAACAAGCAAAACUUAAAGCAAAAGCAAAAGAGAUGCAAAGAGUUGAAAUGGAAGAACUCCGACAAAGAGAAGCGAACGCCACAGCCUUGCAAGCCAUAGGCCCAAGAAAAAAGCCGAAAUUAGAAGGAGAAACAACAACGAAUUCACAUAGUCCAUCAACACCAAACAACGCAAUCCGCGGACAGAUGCCGUUGCGGCAGCGCAUCAAAAAAGUGACGAUGCGCGACCUGCAAUUCCUAUUCGAAACCGAACGCGACACGUGCAGAAGUAAACUGUUGUACAAGGCCCACCUCAAGUGAUACCAGCCGGUCGGCGUUCGCUACCAUUUUAGUGUCCACGUUGUGAUAUUUUGUCUGUCCGCGAGACAACGGAUCUAGAGUGUACUACACUGAAUCGAGUACAAAAAUUGUUGUUUGGAAAAUUGUACGGUGCUUUGUCCCUUCGUCGUCGGUUGAGUUACCAAAAUUGUCGGAAUAUGCCUUAUAUACGAAAUAUUAUCGGGCAGGAGGAGGUUGACAAUAAAACUGUCAAAUUUUUUCUCAGAACCCGCCCCUUCUGCCUUUUGGUACCUUCGCAAUGUAAAUUUUUUUGUUUUUUUUUUUGUAUGUAAUUGAAUAUAGAUUAUAAUGUUUUGUUAAUUGUAAUUAUUAUAUAUAGAUAAGAAUUAAAUUUUAAACAUGGAUGUAUAUAUUAUUAUUAUUAUUAUUAUUAUAUUGAUUUUUCAUUGUCCUGCCUUCUUGUAGGAAGUCUUUUUUUUUUCUGCUCUUUUUUUAUAAUUUAUUUUG
Messenger RNA from Ceutorhynchus assimilis (cabbage seed weevil), 3102 nucleotides. The record is from the annotation of a GenBank genome assembly. NCBI's taxonomy places the organism in Eukaryota, Metazoa, Arthropoda, Insecta, Coleoptera, Curculionidae.